Messenger RNA from Paraphaeosphaeria sporulosa, 1160 nucleotides. RefSeq lists its product as uncharacterized. The coding region runs from base 177 to 1013 and encodes 278 amino acids. The transcript is spliced from 2 exons. The record is from RefSeq and is a predicted model, not a curated record. Lineage: Eukaryota; Fungi; Ascomycota; Dothideomycetes; Pleosporales; Didymosphaeriaceae.
CAACAAUCUGCUAUUUCAGGUGCCACGAAGCGGGACCCUGUCUUGGCAUGCAUACACUUUCUCCACUCCAUACGAGCUUAACCCCUCGCGGUUCUGCGACUCAAAUAGCCCACCUGGACCACCGCCCUCUCAUCCUACCUAGAAGAAAUCUGCAUCCUUCAGCCACAGCCACCGUCAUGCCCGACCUCACCCUCUACGACAUCUCCUCCCCUCUCCAACCCCGCUCCUACGCCCCCAACCCCUCAAAAGCGCGCCUAGCCCUAGGCUUCAAACGUGCCUCGUUCCGCACAGAGUGGGUUGAUAUCCCAGACAUCGAGCGCGUGCGGCGCUCUCUCAAUUGCCCGGCAACCCGCAAAUUAGAUGAUGGCAGCGACUUCUUCACGCUGCCCAUCCUCCGCGAUGCUUCCACAGGGCAAGUCAUCGGCGACAGCUUCGACAUCGCGCGCUAUCUCGAUGCCACGAUCCCAUCUCCAUCCCCGCCCCUGCUCCCCCCACAGGAAUCGCUAAAGGGGAAGUGGACAACCUACUCGUCGCCCGCAAAAGACACGCCCUUCUUCGCCCCCAUCACCACAAACGCCGGCUCCACGCACCCAACCUUUGCAUCCUUCAACCUCCACAUCGACGCCACCUUCUCCGCGAACAUGGCGCUCUACGGCCAGUUCCUGCCAUUCAACCCGGCGACCGCGGAAGCCGCGAAAGCCCUCAUGUGCAAGCGCGCGCACCUGAACAGCUGGGACGAUCUCACUAUCCCGGGCGAGGCAAGGAGGCCAUUGUUUGAGGGUGGGUUCAAAGAUGCGAUGGAGGGCGUGGCGGCGCUGUUUGGUAGUGGGGAGGGGCACAUUUGGCUGGAGGGUCCGGAGCCGUGUUAUGCCGAUUUGAUUGUAGGCGGGUGGCUGAAUAUGUUGAGUUGUCUUAUGCCAAAGGAUGAAUGGGUGGAGUUCCGGGGGUGGUUUGGGGGCGUGUUCGGGCGCGUGCAUGAUGCAUUGCAGGAGAGCUUCUUCGUGAUACAGUAACGAGGGGAAAGAGAGGGGUGGCAUGUAGGAAGGGUAUGGAUUCCACAGAAAACGCUGCAGAACCAGUGCAGCAUUGAAUAUUAUACAGUCUUAAGUUAAGUAUGCCCUCCCUUCCUAGCCCCAAACCGCCAGCCUCAAAUGCACAAA